GCGAUCGCUCGAUCAUGACGCGAUCUUCGCCAGCUUCGAUUGCUGGCCGCGCCUGUCUCGUCUGGCUUCUCGCAUCCACCUCUGUCUCAAUCCCCACGUGCCGCGCUCAGUUCGCCUUUUCUUCAGCCGGAGCCGGAGCAGUGGCUUCUGCCGGUGGCGUCACCGUGGUGGCCCAACUCCCCGGCUUGGCAGCUAUCAAUGGCCUCAUAAAUGGUUUGCACAACAACAAUAACUUUGGACCACAGCAGCAGCAGAUGCAGAGGCUGCAGCAAGGAAGGCCAGGAAUGGGACCAGGAAGAGGACCAGGAAUGGGACCAGGAAGAGGACCAGGAAUGGGACCAGGAAGAGGACCAGGAAGAGGACCAGGAAUGGGACCAGGAGGAGGACCAGGAAUGGGACCUAAUAGACGGGGAGGACCACCGAACCGACAGCAAGCUCCUCCUGGCUGGCCGCCGGGCUGGCAGUGGGGAGCUGGUGGCAACCAGCCGGGCUUCGGCUGGGACCAGCAACCAGGUUGGAAUGGAGGCGGGCCUCCUCCGCGUCCCGGCUGGAAUGGAGGCGGCGGAAUGGGUCCCGGGUGGAAUGGAGGCGGUGGAAUGGGUCCCGGAUGGAAUGGCGGCGGGGGCGGUCCUCCGCCGAGACCCGGCUGGAACGGAGGCGGGAUGCGACCACCACCACCACCCCCACCAAGGGCAGAUUGGGGAGGAGGAAUGAGACCACCGCCCGGAUGGAAUGGCUGGGACAACAAUCAGCCGUACCCAGACUACGAUUGGAGCAAUCCGGAUAAUGGGUCUCAAACAACGACUUCGCGAACACCAACUGUACCCACCUCGCCACCAACACCAACUACCCCCAAGUCGGUGGUAACACAUCCCACCUUCCAGCCACUGCCUCCCACGCAGCCCACCAAAGACACUCUGAUCAUUGGCACCAAUCGACCGCCGCUAGUGCCACCCCCGAACCAGGUCAAUCCCACUCCUGUACCACUACCCAUCCCGCUGCCCACGCCGGUGCCCCUCCCAUAUCACUCUAUUGAGGCGUCUGAAGAGCGACCCGUCAUAUUCCCCAGUUCCAGCAAGUACAUCCAUCUGCCCAACCAAGAAACUCCCUCUGAACCCAUCGAUGUGAGACGGAGAUGAGUCUUGGCGGGGGACUUCCCCAAACCGCACUUGUUGAAUAUUCAUAGUCCGCUCGAGAUCGUCUUGGUGUCUGGUAAACAGGUUCUGGAAGCCAAAACACCCGCAAAAAGUCCGGUGCUUGACGAAACUCACGAAUUUUUUAAUAAAUUACAGAAAAACAAA
Messenger RNA from Drosophila kikkawai, 1301 nucleotides. RefSeq names its product basic proline-rich protein. Lineage: Eukaryota; Metazoa; Arthropoda; Insecta; Diptera; Drosophilidae. The record is from RefSeq and is a predicted model, not a curated record.